AUGGAGUGUGGACGUCUAAACAGCGGUAUGAGGUGGAGCGCUUACUCCUUCACGUCAUCGAAACCGUGCAUACCUUCAGUUGUGAUAGAGGACUGUGAUAGCGAACAUAGUGAUCCAAGUGCAGUGACCAACAACUUCUUGAGAACUUACCCCGAAGACGACAAUGAAGGCGAAUCGCUGAUUCUCAAUAAGCAACUUUCAAAAAGUAUCGAAGAUUCAAAUGAAGCUAACGGACUUACCCGCCUUUACGAGAACCCGCCUUUUAUUUCCGAGGGAGUCUUAAAUGAUGAGAUAAGCAAAGAAAGGGGUGCCGAAGAACUAAUGAAGAGUGAAGCAAAAAAGUUUCAGGAUUAUAAGUUUUGCGAGGCAGUUAACGACUUCGACAUUGAGUUGGAAGGCGGGGAGGCGGUUCCUAUAGUUUACCUUUCUACGACGCGGGCAGCGAAACUGCAGAGAGCACUCCGUCUCGCCGGUUUAAAAAAGCACUCUCGACCGGCUCUCCAAUUAGGCGGUGAUGCACACGAC
Molecule: messenger RNA, 525 nt
Organism: Iphiclides podalirius (scarce swallowtail)
Lineage: Eukaryota; Metazoa; Arthropoda; Insecta; Lepidoptera; Papilionidae
Source: the annotation of a GenBank genome assembly